Messenger RNA from Meriones unguiculatus (Mongolian gerbil), 1812 nucleotides. Its product is annotated as zinc finger protein 658B-like. The record is from RefSeq and is a predicted model, not a curated record. The annotation marks the transcript as partial. Gene Ontology annotation, molecular function: DNA-binding transcription factor activity, RNA polymerase II-specific; RNA polymerase II cis-regulatory region sequence-specific DNA binding. Gene Ontology annotation, biological process: regulation of DNA-templated transcription. Lineage: Eukaryota; Metazoa; Chordata; Mammalia; Rodentia; Muridae. The transcript is spliced from 3 exons.
UGGCAUAAAAGAACACACACUGGAGAGAAGCCUUACAAAUGUAAUCAAUGUGGUAAAGCCUUUGCAAAAAGCAGUCAGCUCAUACGGCAUAAAAGAACACAUACUGGAGAGAAACCUUAUGAAUGUAACCAGUGUGGUAAAGCCUUUGCACAAAACAGUCAUCUCAUAAGCCAUAAAAGAACACACACUGGUGAGAAACCUUAUGAAUGUAAUGAGUGUGGCAAAGCCUUUGCAGAAAACAGUCAUCUCAUGAGCCAUAAAAGAACACACACUGGAGAGAAACCUUAUGAAUGUAAUGAGUGUGGCAAAGCCUUUGCACAAAACAGUCAUCUCAUAAGCCAUAAAAGAACACACACUGGUGAGAAACCUUAUGAAUGUAAUGAGUGUGGCAAAGCCUUUGCAGAAAACAGUCAUCUCAUGAGCCAUAAAAGAACACACACUGGAGAGAAACCUUAUGAAUGUAAUGAGUGUGGGAAAGCCUUUGCAGAAAACAGUACUCUCUUAAGCCAUAAAAGAACACACACUGGAGAGAAACCUUAUGAAUGUAAUGAGUGUGGCAAAGCCUUUGCACAAAACAGUACUCUCUUAAGCCAUAAAAGAACACACACUGGAGAGAAACCUUAUGAAUGUAACCAGUGUGGUAAAGCCUUUGCAAAAAACAGUCAUCUCAUGAGCCAUAAAAGAACACACACUGGAGAGAAACCUUAUCAAUGUAACCAGUGUGGUAAAGCCUUUGCAGAAAACAGUCAUCUCAUAAGACAUAAAAGAACACAUACUGGAAAGAAAACUUAUGAAUAUACCCAAUGUGAUAAAGCCUUUGCACAGCAGAGUACCAUAAAACUACAUAAAAGGAUACAUAGAGGAGAGAAACAUCAUGAAUGUAACCGAUGUGGUAAAGCCUUUCUACGUAACAGUCAUCUCCUAAUACAUAAAACAACUCACACUGGAGAGAAACUUUAUGAGUGUAAUGAAUGUGGUAAAGCCUUUGCAUGUAACAGUCAUCUCCUGCUACAUAGAAGAACUCACAGUGGAAAGAAACCUUAUGAAUGUAACCAAUGUGGUAAAGCCUUUGCACGUAACAGUAGUCUUCUAGUACAUAAAAGAACUCACACUGGAGAGAAACCUUAUGAAUGUAACCAAUGUGGUAAAGCCUUUGCAUGUAGCAGUAGACUUCUAGUACAUAAAAGAACUCACAGUGGAGAGAAACCUUAUGAAUGUAACCAAUGUCAUAAAGCCUUUGCAUUCAAGAGUAGUCUUCUAGUACAUAAAAGAACUCACACUGGAGAGAAACCUUAUGAAUGUAACCAAUGUGGUAAAGCCUUUGCAUGUAACACUGGUCUCCUAGUACAUAAAAGAACUCACAAUGGUGAUAAACCUUAUGAAUGUAACCAAUGUGGUAAAGCCUUUGCACGUAACUGUAGUCUUCUAGUACAUAAAAGAACUCACACUGGAGAGAAACCUUAUGAGUGUAAUGAAUGUGGUAAAGCCUUUGCAUGUAAUAGUCAUCUGCUACAUAGAAGAACUCACAGUGGAGAGAAACCUUAUGAAUGUAACCAAUGUGGUAAAGCCUUUGCAUGUAACAGUAACCUUCUAGUACAUAAAAGAACUCACACUGGAGAGAAACCUUAUGAAUGUAACCAAUGUGGUAAAGCCUUUGCAUUGAACAGUCAUCUCCUAAGACAUAAAAGAACUCACACUGGAGAGAAACCUUAUGAGUGUAAUGAAUGUGGUAAAGCCUUUCCAUGUAACAGUCAUCUCCUGCUACAUAGAAGAACUGACAGUGGAGAGAAACCUUAUGAAUGUAAACAAUGU